CCGAAACACGGACAAGUUGUUGGAGACAGUCACAGGAACCCGAUUGGCUGCUUUACGCCCAUUAGUUUCUAUAGCAACCAAACAGCGCGUCCUAUCAAUAGGCUGUAGAUCUACGCAUUAAUAACAUUACUCUGCUUUACUACGUAUCAGAGGACGAAGAGUCAGCACGAGCUUCAGUUCCCCCACAAUGACGAUUCUAACCUCAGAAAGUGGUAUAAGUGAAGAGGUGACCGUCAGGAGGACAGAGUCUCUUGAUGUCAGUGACAUCUCCAAUCUUAAAACUGUCUCCACUCAGCAAGUGUUUGGAAAUGUGAAUGUCAUAUACUUACUUGAAAAGUCCAACCUGGCAGUGACCAUCAGUGAUGAGAAGAACAAUGUUAUAGCUCAUGCUUCUUUCCUGGACUAUCCCAAUUGGGAUGUGACAGACCAAGCAGAAUGGGAAGAUUGGAUGUAUAAAAACUACCAAGAGACUGACAAAUGCACACCUUUGAACACUUUAUUUUUACAUCUUUUUGUGUCAGAAGAUGAAUUUUCAUUACAAAGCAUCAAAGAGAUCAUGAGAGCCGUGUUUAAGGCAGUUGCUGAUCUCCAUUUUAUAUGUCUAGUCACUCCACAUAAGGUUACUUUAACUCCGGCCUUAGCUUCUGUAUUUGAACCUGUCAGAUACACUCCAGGAUCAAGGUUUACUGAGGAGUUUUCUAUGUACAUUUGUCACAGACACAAGCACUGCCCCCAGCUCCAUAUUCGGAAAGCCAGGGUAGAAGAUCAUGAUGACCUCAUACCAAUUUUUCUGCGCCACAAUGAUACCCUGAAAUCCACUUAUGGAGAAUAUUUUCUGGCAGAACUUAUCAAUGCGCAGGAUGAGCACAACCAUGCCGUUGUUUGUGAGGACCAAGGCUGUGCUGUGGGGUUCAUGAGUGUGUGUUCUGAGGUCAAUGUCAAGCUUUUGCAAGAUUCAUUCGAUCUGGGACCUUUCCAUGGUUUGUGUAAACCGCAUCCCGAUGAUAUUCUUCAAAAACCACAUCCCGAUGAUGUUCUUCAAGCAACAGAGGAACCAGGUUCUGUAGAAGGAGAUCUAAUGCUAAGCAGACAAGCAAGUCAAAGGUCAGGAUCCAAAUUAUCCCAGCUGUCAGACGUCAUUAGUGUGCCGGAGACAGAUAAGAAGGAGAAAGGAACACUGAGCAGAGCUUCCAGUACAGAUGAUGCCAUCAGAGGUGUAAAUUGCAAGACCCCAGAGACACCAAGCACAGAAGUAGAGAGGCAGCCCUUCCGCCCUGUAUACAAAGGAGAUGUCACUGCCUUCUGCAUACAGCUGUUUUGCAUUGAUGAAAAGCAUGAAACAAGGUCCUUUGAUUUUUUGAGUCACAUCUUCGGUCUGUUUCCUGAUAAAGACUUCUGCAUCAUCACGGUUCCUCACCUCACCCCUGAAUUUCCUCUGCUUCAGAGCUUUGUGCGAGCCGUGCCUCUGAGUACAUGCACUUUGCCUCAGGAGCUUUAUAUUUUCCACCGUGCUGGCUUGAUCAACUUGUUACGGGUGAGGGCAGCAAAGUCUAGUGAUGUACCAGCAGUUGAAAAACUAAUAGAAAGCCUACACCUCCAUGACAGCAUAUUGGAUGACCUAAGAAUCUACAAUGAAGCACGAAGGGAUGCUGAUGGGACACCUGUGCAGGCAUUUGUUGCUGAAGUGGCUGACCAGAUUGUUGGCAUUGCGAUCAUGAGAAAUGAAGAGGACAUUGAGUACAUUCGGUCACACUACAACAUUGAGGAUUUUAUCUACUUCAAUCAUCAUCAGCGGGAUGAGCACGGUCAUUUCCACCAUUAUGCUCUAAAUCCAAUAUUUAAACUGUACAGCAAGCAUUUCCUGAAAGAGAUUCUCCGCUUAUCCCACAAGUCUUCUUUAUAUUACCCAGUAUACCCUCCGUAUGACCAAAAUCAGUUUAAGAAUCCCUGCGCCCAUUCACUGACAUCUGCCCUUCAUUACAUGGUUCCCGUGCGACCAAGGCGACAGAUUGUCUAUCCUCUGGAAAAGCUUGGCAUAAACGCUCCAUCAAAGCAAGUCUCCAAGGAUCAGCCAGCUUAUGCUUUGUACCAUAUCAAUCGGAAGCUUACCUUGGAGCCAAAAGUAACCAUCAAUGCCCGUAUUGUGGUGGUGGGUGCAUCAGAUGUUGGAAUAUCUUUCCUAGAAACACUUGUUUUUUGCCCACAUCUUAAAUUCAACAAUAUCACUUUGAUAUCAACCCAUGGUCUUCCUGGAAAUAAUGGUUGUAUGGAUCAAUCGUUGCUUGCCAGCAGCCACUAUUAUAAUGAUAAAGAUUAUGCACUGAUGUCACUUCGAUCCUGGGUUAAUGUUGUGGUUGGUAAAAUGACUGGCAUCGACCGAGCUGCCAAGUUUGUGAUUGUUUCCAAUGAUAGAAAAGUACCAUAUGACCAUCUAAUUCUUUGCACUGGGCAGCAGUACCAGGUCCCUUGCCCCAGCGGAGCUGAUAUUAACAAACUUUUAACUAACCAAGAUAUCCCAGAUUGCUCCAAACAGAUAUAUACAGGGAAAAUUCCUUCCAAUUUAUUCACCCUAAAUGACGGCAAAGACUGCAUAACGGCAAUUAAUUGGUUGAAAGACAAUGUGGUGAACCAAAAAGGAAACCUGAUUGUAUAUGGGAACACGCUUGAUAGUUACACCACAGUUGCUACCUUCAUGUCACUGGGAAUUUGCGGGUCCCGAAUUCAUUUUGUACAGCCUCCUCUUACAUCAAAUGUCACUUGCUUUAACAAUUAUGCCAUAGAGGAAGCUGUGCACAAAGGCUUAUUGUCAGCCGGGGUUACAACCUACUACAACUGUAAGCUGGCGCAGUGGAAUGAUGGUGCCGAUCCAGACCCGAUAUAUUGUGCAUCAUUCACUACUGAUUCAAAACCACUUAAACUCUCAUGCACUGCAUUCUUCAAUUUCUUUGACAAGAAAGUGGACUAUGAUGCCUUCAAAGCAAUGAACAGUGCCUGUCUGGUAUAUGAUGGAAGGCUGGUUAUUGAUACAACAUUUCACACAAAUGAUUCUUCCAUAAGAGCAGCCGGACCACUGACAAAGUACUCCAGUAAAUAUUAUGUGAAUGAGUGGUCUCACAGCAACUUCAGCUCCAAGGAGAUAGGCGUUCAGCUGGCUGCUGCCAUGCUUCCUCUUUUCGACCCAACACUUGAACCUAUGAGUGAACCAUUGCAAGAGUGUGACAGACUCAUCCCAAUCUAUAAAGGACCUACCAUUCAAGGUGGUCUGGUUCCUGGUGGUUAUUACUAUUUACAUGUCGCCAAACCUGCAAUUCCAUCUCCUUUACAAGCUCAGAUGGUACAGCCAAAUCAUGGGCAAGAAAUCAUAACUGGCAAAGCACUGAAUGGAGAUUAUUUCCGGUUGCACAUCAAUCAGUACAGUAUGGUAGAAGCAAUAACCUGUUUAUCUCUAAAGCCAAUUCCUACAUCCAAUCUCAUAUGUCUCUAUGGCCAACAUGAGCGGCUUCUAAAAAACUUGUGCUCUCGUUUUAAAGAAGGACUCGUCCAAGAUCUCUACAGCUACUUCAUGGAAGCGUGGUGCAUGGCCGUCUAUCACGAUCGCUUUAUUGAUUUCCGGCAAGAGGUGCGCGAAAUCCUAGAAUCCAAGAAAGUGCAUGACCAGCCUUCCAUGAAGGAAUUAGUGCAGAAGGUCACAGGGGAUGAACUGAAUCUUGCGGAAACCCCCCAAAAAUACCUCAGACGCGUCCUGGAGCAGAAUGGAUACAAACAAGACAUAGAGAAGAGAAUCCUGAACUACCUUCAUUUCAACAGCAACCACUUGUCCAUGUUUGCCAGGCCUGGGAUUGUAUAGGUCUUGGGAACUUACUGGAUACUCAACAGAGUGCACUGUGCAUGUCAUCCUGCAGGGGGAGCUGCUGUCUGCACCACUGUAUAGGAAACUACUUAUAAAUAAACAUAAAUGUAUGUU
This is a messenger RNA of Hyla sarda, 3964 nucleotides long. It is a transcript of the gene CFAP61, whose product is annotated as cilia and flagella associated protein 61. NCBI's taxonomy places the organism in Eukaryota, Metazoa, Chordata, Amphibia, Anura, Hylidae. The transcript has 26 exons. The record is from RefSeq and is a predicted model, not a curated record. The coding region runs from base 188 to 3847 and encodes 1219 amino acids.